Mytilus trossulus (common blue mussel) is the source of this 2286-nucleotide messenger RNA. RefSeq names its product putative defense protein Hdd11-like. The coding region runs from base 452 to 1111 and encodes 219 amino acids. Lineage: Eukaryota; Metazoa; Mollusca; Bivalvia; Mytilida; Mytilidae. The transcript has 5 exons. The record is from RefSeq and is a predicted model, not a curated record. Gene Ontology annotation, cellular component: membrane.
UGAAUAUUUGUUAAUAGAGUUGUCUUUGAAAUCCUUGUUAUACUUUAAUGUGUGUGUUUUUAUAAUGUAAAUGCAAUUUGGUCGUCUGUUGAGUAAGUCGGUCAGUGUAUAUUUUACUAUGCUUCAAAUACGAAAAAAAUGGAGUGCAUUAUUUAAGGAGGAAUUUACUAGUCUAAGAGACGUUUAAAAUAUGUGUAGCUUUCAUGUUAAUCAACAAGCCUUAACCGUAGAUAUUUCCUAUACCAUAAGAGUGUAAAUAGGUUUAUAAUACGAUCAGAAAACAACCGGGGUGUCAACAACGUCAUGUUAAAGUUAAAUAUAUCCGGCAUAAACAUUUAGUCGAUUAGUAUCUGUCAGUAAUAAAACCUGUUGGAGCAGAAACUGCACAAUAGAAUAAGGAUUGCUUAAUGUUAAAAUUAAAUUGUUUUCUUUAACUGUAAAAUAAAUAAGAAUGACUGUGACCCUGUUUAUAGUUUGCCUUUAUGUGACAUCCGUCAGCAGCCACGGAUUAUACGUACCAGGCCAAACAUGUGUGGACAUGAAUCCAGCAGGACAUUUGGAUGCAGACGGAAAUAAGGCUUAUUCUCAAACUGUAUCAUCUCCUUACAAAAUAUCCAUCAACACCACGACCUAUACGGCUAAUUCUGUCAUUGAAGUAUUUGUAUAUGCCAAUGGUGAUCAUGGGUACGAUUUUUACGAGGGAAUGCUGUUACAAGUUCGCCGUGCUGACUGUGACCAUACAUAUAAAGAUGUCUCAGUUGGUACCUUUAUGCUGAAUACUGGAGAAAAUUUUCUAACAACGAUGUCCUGUACUAAUCUGGAUGAUACAGUUGGCCACAUGGCACAUGCGCAUAUCUAUAACAGGACAUUUUAUUGGAAAGCACCCCCAACGACAGAAGGUCCACUGUUUAUCAGAGCAACCAUUGCUAGGCGACAGAGAACUUUUUGGAUGAAUGUUGUAUCAGAAUUUAUUAUGGACCCAGGUAGUUCGGUCACCCCCGAAACAUGUACUGAACCACCAACCAUUUGUUCAGCGGGAAUACAUAAAAUGUCCACGUUACUUGUACUUGCUAUGACUGUUUUUAUAUUUCUAACAUAUCAUUUAUAUUGAAUAUGAUUAUUUCAUUCAGUCACAUUAUCACAAUUUUAGACCUGACCUGACAUUAACCGGAUUGAUACAAUUAUAUCACAAAAUUUGUUUUUUCAAGAUUUUUUUUUCUGAAAUAACAAAAUUCAGAGAGUUGGAAAAUUAAGUCCUAUAAUGGCUUGGAAGGCUGUUCCAUAAAGUAGCAGCAGCAGCAAAUUUGAAAGUUUUUCUUUACUGGAACGGAUAGACAUUACCUGUUGAACAUUCAGAAUAUUUACAUACUUAUAAGAAUACUUAGAUAUUUUGACAAUCAACAAAUUUUGUAAGCACAGAGGAGCUAUGUUGUUUAUAAUCUUUACAGUUUCUAGAGCCAUUUUUUAUCCGUCUGAUCUGUAAGGAUGAAACCUUAGCUUUAAGUGAGAGAUUUAUUGGACUUUAAUUUUUUUUUAUUGGACUUUAAUUUUUUUUAUAUGAAUUACUUGGAAGGUAUGAUGUCAUAAUACGACUCGUUGUAUCAGUGUUUUUUUGUUGUUUUGUUUUCCAUUUUUGACUGUCAAAUAACCUUUCAUUUACAUGUAAUAUCAUUGUCAUGUGUGCUUAUUAACAGUGUUAACUAAAUGUUUUAAUAGAAUUAUUUGUUAACUUUUUUUUAAAAAUAAGGUGAUCAUAUUUCUCAGUCUGUAGUAUUUAUAAUUAAAAGAGUAUACAUGUUCCCUUCUGAAGAGUUUUAUUUAUAAUACUUGAAUAACAGUUUGCAUUUACGUUUAUUGACAAUAAUUUAAAUCAGACUAACAGAAAUUAACUUUUUUUUUUUUAUUAAAUUCGUUAUCAAACAUUACUAAAACUUUUAGUGGGGUUCAUGUGUCUCAGUCUUUAGUUUUCUAUGUUAUGUUUUGUUCCUCAAAUAUUUCAAUUAUUUGGCCAUGCUAUUGUUAGAUUUUAAUGUACUUUAUUCGAACUUUCUUAGUAUUUUCUUUCUAUCUUUUGUUCACUUAUUUAAAAUGUAUAUGAACAAAUUAUAUUUCUGUUGUGCAAAUGAAAGUAAUUAUACAUGAAACAUUUCAGUGUCCUGAUUAUUGACCUGUUUGUACAGACUUUGUGGUCAAAUAUUUUGUUACAAAGGUUAUUUGAUCAAACUAUGUGUGAGGGAUACUUGUAAAUGUAAACUACCAUGCCAUUAAUAGAUGUUUGAAAUUACA